Molecule: messenger RNA, 1022 nt
Organism: Macroventuria anomochaeta
Lineage: Eukaryota; Fungi; Ascomycota; Dothideomycetes; Pleosporales; Didymellaceae
Exons: 2
Coding region: 174-1022 (282 amino acids)
Source: RefSeq, a predicted model, not a curated record
CGCAGGCCGCGGGCGCACAUUGCGGACUGCGCUGCAGCACUUGACGGCAUUUCAGGGAUCCUCUGCCUGAACAACGUGGUCAAUAUCAAGGCUGCAUAUACCAAUCUCGGUAGCGAGAGAGCUGUCGGCAUACCGAAAAAUUCUGCACGGGAGAACCAUGCUGAUCGCUUGACAUGCGAAGACGGGUCCGAGACAGCCACUCAGCGGUCACAUUUUCGGAUGAAGUCAUUAUCUCGUGGGCCGACUGCACCUUCCUUCUCGACAUGAACCCGUGUCUAUCACAGGAUUCGUUCACCUGCCGCUGCAACAAUCUCUCACGGGCGAUCAUUCAUCUGCGAACAGUCCUGCAACCUGAGCUCUGUCGUUCUCCUGAGCAUCCUGGAUGUGCACGCACCAGCAUUGCAGCCCAAACUCAGCCGUUUGAAAAAGCAACAUACCUGAAGGAUACACCCUUAACAUCCCUUGCAGCAUGGGCCUUUUGCGACACAGACGCCAUGAAUCGCAAUCGCCACAGAACUCAGUGUAUCAUUUCGGCGCUUGGUAAGACUACUUCUGCGACCACGCAUGCACCUCAGCCAUGCCCUAUCGUGACUCUCAGCGCACAACAGCGGACUAAAACAGGAAGCACACCUCUGAAUAACUCCCAGACACGAGCUGGCUCGAUCAAACAUGCUAUCAUUACUCACUUUUACCAACGCGGUUCCGGAGCCAUGGUCCUCACACCCUCAAAACAGUGUUUAGGGGCCGAGGGUCCUGAAACUGGGGAACCAUGUGCUGGACACGUUGUCGUACUGUGUACUGGAGCCAGCAAAGCAGGCGAGGCUAGUCAUGUGCUGAGUACAAGAGAUAGCGAGAGAAUCGAGACUAUCAGAGGUGGGUUUGAGUGUAGAGUGCCGAAAUAUCAGAAUGGAAUGCAGGAAGGCAAGUCAUCGCAUCCUUCGCAUGUGUCAAGCAUGUGUCAGAUGCGGGAGGAUUAUCUCAAGCUUCGCAAUUCUCCUGACUUAGGCAUCUCUCAAUUCUGA